AUGUCCUGCACAUUGACCAAAACAACUACUACGGAGGAAGUUCUGCUUCGAUUCGUUUUGAAGACUUGGCUAGCCUACUUUUGUCGCCGGAUGUUACUCACGAGGGCAAAGAUGAAUCGAAUUUACUUGGUGGCGGAGUCUUACAAUUUGGGAAGUCUUCCUAUUCAGCCCCUUCCAGAUGCUCUGCAAUGUGGUUUCUUGAUUAGAGAUGAUAUUUCCAUCCGGCUUAGGAAGGCCAGAGCAGCUUCCGUGAAGCUGUAUCGCCUGUGGCGUAGGCGUGACGUCAGCUUAUCCGUCAAUGGUCGAGUUUACGACAGUGCGAUCAGAAGCCUGGCUGAUGCUGAGGACGUCAAAAACUUUCAGUGUUUGAUCAUCGACGUUUUCGGAGCAUUGGCCGAGUCUGGUGGGACUGCCGGAUCAGUAAUGCUGAAGUACAGCAUUUGGGAUUCAGAAGAAAUAACUCGCCGACGUGAAUCCUCGCAAUCAGCUUCUUCCUCGAACGUGACCCCUCCUGUGUGGACUCGAGCCAGUGUAGAAGCCCGCAUGCGACGAGUUGACCUAGACUUGCUUCCCAAGACUUCCUCCCCACGAGGAGACACUUUUGAUUUCUAUGAAGAUGUUUCUUUGAGCUUCUUUUACCUGAUUCAUCAGCGAUCAAAUGUUCAUAGUGGUCUCGCCCCGUUCAUACACACUUCCAGUCGUGUCAGCAAUAGCGAAUCCUCGCAAUCAGCUUCUUCCUCGAACGUCACCCCUCCUGUGUGGACUCGAGCCAGUGUAGAAGCCCGCAUGCGACGAGUUGACCUAGACUUGCUUCCCAAGGUACCUGUUGGUCGGUCGGAAAUGUUCAAAACUAAACUACUCACGCUGCGGCAGAAACGAUUGUUGGGCGCUUUCUUCGAAUGGUGUUUCAAUCUGGCUGUGGACGACAAUCAGACCCCGAUUGCUGGUGCACCACAAAACGGCUCGUAUGAUGGUUGUACAGACGUGGUAGAUAAGUGUAGCGUAUGUUGUCUUCCACCCUAUGGUGCAGUCACGGAACCCUUGGGACCAUCUCUUGCUCGAUUGCUUUGUAUUAAUUCUUUCUCAGCUUAUGCAACUCGUCCCUUUCGUGAGUUUCUCCGCGAGCAACAUAACCUGGACCAGUUCCUUCAAGAGGUGAUCACCACCAACCUCGCUCUGGCAGGAGAACACAUCAUGACUGAUGAGGCCAUUCGUCGGAUCCGAAGGCUACUCAUUUCCAUGAAUCGCUUCGGUCAACACCCGAUUCUAUGGCCCCUCUACGGUUGCGGGGAUUUGCCACAGUCCUAUUGUCGGAUGUCUGCCGUCUUUGGGGCGGUGUUUUGCCUUGACUGCCAGUUGGUAUCGCUCCGUCCGAUCGAGACGCAACUGGGUGACGCGGGCAAUAGAAGACUAGCAAUGGACACUAUCGAAUCCGGACCAACGCGCUCUGCACGUCAGUUCGUCGCUCGGCUAUCUAACGGACACGAAGUUCGGACAACCUGUUGCGUUGUUGGAGCGGACUGUGCCCCCGAGCAGUGGAUACAAACUCAAGUUCACCGGUAUCCACCCAUUCUUUCUCUCAUUCUCGUCUAUAUGUUGUUUCGCAUUGAUUUUUAUGACAAACACCAAAAGUUUUUCAUUCUAUCAGAAAACUAG
Opisthorchis viverrini is the source of this 1656-nucleotide messenger RNA. RefSeq lists its product as hypothetical. Gene Ontology annotation, biological process: protein geranylgeranylation; vesicle-mediated transport; small GTPase-mediated signal transduction. NCBI's taxonomy places the organism in Eukaryota, Metazoa, Platyhelminthes, Trematoda, Opisthorchiida, Opisthorchiidae. Gene Ontology annotation, molecular function: GDP-dissociation inhibitor activity. Gene Ontology annotation, cellular component: cytosol; Rab-protein geranylgeranyltransferase complex; cytoplasm. Bases 1 to 1656 code for a protein of 551 amino acids. The transcript is spliced from 11 exons. The record is from RefSeq and is a predicted model, not a curated record.